CCUUUCGAAUUCGAACCACCAAAUUAUAAGAAAACUCUCUUCCUGAUUUUCCUCCACCCCAAAAUAUCAUCUUCAUUUUCAGCCCCUUGCAAAACAUGGCGUCCUUAUGUUCGUUUCCACGCAUUUCUUCUACUGAACCCAUCAAACAACCGCCCACCGCCGCCCCUUUUCCGUCCUCCAAUCACCCAAUAAGACCGUCCGCACUCUCCCUCCGUCAAAUUAGCCCCAAGCACAAGAGAAUUUCUGUAGUGGUCGCCGCCGUCGGAGACGUCUCUGCCGACGGCACCACUUACUUGAUCGCGGGCGCCGUCGCCGUGGCUCUCGUUGGAACCGCCUUCCCUAUCCUCUUCUCUCGCAAAGACUUGUGUCCGGAAUGCGACGGCGCAGGGUUUGUCCGGCGAUCGGGGGCGGCGCUGAGGGCAAAUGCGGCUCGGAAAGACCAAACUCAGAUCGUUUGUGCUCGUUGCAAUGGCCUUGGCAAGCUCAACCAAGUGGACAAAUAGAUUAAAACCUGCUUUUUUCAGCGGCUUUGCUCUCAUAUAUUGUUAUUUAUUACUGUUUUUCUCCUCUUUCGUAAAUUACAUACAUUAUAAAUGUGAAUGUAAUAAAAUAUUUUUAAUAUGUUUUUACCUCGUGUAUUUUUAGAUUUAGGUUAAGUCCCAUAUAUGGGAGAUAGUUCAAAUCUAAUCCUUUAUAAUUA
Molecule: messenger RNA, 700 nt
Organism: Benincasa hispida (wax gourd)
Lineage: Eukaryota; Viridiplantae; Streptophyta; Magnoliopsida; Cucurbitales; Cucurbitaceae
Cellular component (GO): chloroplast thylakoid membrane
Source: RefSeq, a predicted model, not a curated record